GAUUUUUCUUUGAACUUCCACGUUGUGUUUAUUGACAGCAGUCAGGGUUGCUGAUAAGAGAGUCACAAACGGCUAUAAAUAGAGAUUCCGAGGCAGACAGCGAGCAAGCUCUGAAGCAGCCAUGUAUGUGGAAGUGGUGAUGAUCGCAUGCUCCUUCGCUGCUGCAGCAGGAUAUCCAGCUCCUCUGCACACUGGCCAGGGUGACAGGAGUGCAUUGUGGGAUCACUUUAGCCAACUGACCAAUCAGGUCACAGACAAAGUGGAUAACACCCAACAGGCUGAAAUCAGCAAGCAAGUAAAGGGGCUCUGGAAGGACAGCCUGGAGAACGUGGACCUCUACACAGACAGCCUCACCCCCUUCACCCUGGAGCUCCGCAGCAAACUCAGCCUGGAGACUGACAAGCUGCGGGUCCAGAUCAUGAAGGAGCUGGAGGACCUCCGUGAGAAGAUGUCCCCUCACGCUGACGAGGUCCACCAGAAAAUCAGCAGGAACGUGGCCCAGCUCCAGCAGAGACUGGAUCUGCCCGCCAGCAAGCUGAGCAGCAUGGUGCAGCAGAUCACGGGGCAGCUGUGCAGGCAGCUCCGAGGACUCGAGAUCAAACCCCUGGGAGACCAGACCCCAGACCACGAGGAGGACGUUCUGCACAGGAUCAGGCAGACCGUGCAGGACAGCAAACUCAAGCUGGCUCCCUAUCUAGCAGAGUUUCAGGCGGAGGCUUUGCGGGCGGUCGGAGAGCUGCAGGAAAGUUUCUCUCCUUACGCCUUGGUCCAGGAUGAGCUGCAGCAGCAUGCAGAGGAGGCAUCCCGGAGGCUCACGGAGAAUGUGGAGCAGCUGAGGGCUCACGUUGAUGAGAACACCGGCAGACUGUGCCAGCUCUCAGAGUCUGAGGGGCUUCAGGGGCAGAUUGAGCAGAGGGUCUCUGAGUUCUGCCAGGGAGCCUCCUCGUACGCAGACAGCUUCACUCAAGGGAUCGCUCAGGACUUCAGAGACUUGAGCCACAGCAGAGCUCCUGUUUCUCUGACCUUGCAGGACCACGGUAGGCCACUGGAGGAGGACUUCUCUGCCAAACUCCGCUCCUUGUUAGAGGAUAUCCGGCACAACCUGAACUCACCCGUGUAAAUAUUUAUAAUAACACAACACACUCGUUUUGUACCAGAUAUGCUUUCAAUGUGUUAUUUACUGUUGUAACAAAUCAUGUAUAUAAGAUGUGAACUAGCUGUGUGAAAUCAGAGGGGCUGUUUCCAUGAAAUGUCACUUAUUUAAAAGAAAGAAGGUUUUGCAUGCAACUGCGCUUGAGAUCCCAAUCCAUUGUUUAUCUGUGAUACAACUGGCGUCUUUGUAAAUACUGUUCAUUGCUCUGAAUGUACUUUUCUAGGCUGACUGGAGUUUCUAUUUUGUAAUCGUUGUAAAUAAACGUGCAGUAGCUUGUGCUUUA
Molecule: messenger RNA, 1436 nt
Organism: Acipenser ruthenus (sterlet)
Lineage: Eukaryota; Metazoa; Chordata; Actinopteri; Acipenseriformes; Acipenseridae
Product: apolipoprotein A-IV-like
Exons: 3
Coding region: 122-1120 (332 amino acids)
Biological process (GO): cholesterol biosynthetic process; high-density lipoprotein particle assembly; cholesterol efflux
Cellular component (GO): blood microparticle; chylomicron; high-density lipoprotein particle
Molecular function (GO): phospholipid binding; cholesterol binding; phosphatidylcholine-sterol O-acyltransferase activator activity
Source: RefSeq, a predicted model, not a curated record